This is a messenger RNA of Onychostoma macrolepis, 6940 nucleotides long. RefSeq names its product myotubularin related protein 3 (gene mtmr3). The transcript has 22 exons. The record is from RefSeq and is a predicted model, not a curated record. Gene Ontology annotation, molecular function: metal ion binding; phosphatidylinositol-3,5-bisphosphate 3-phosphatase activity; protein phosphatase binding. Gene Ontology annotation, biological process: regulation of autophagy; dephosphorylation. NCBI's taxonomy places the organism in Eukaryota, Metazoa, Chordata, Actinopteri, Cypriniformes, Cyprinidae. The coding region runs from base 1731 to 5309 and encodes 1192 amino acids.
UGGCGCGGAAUGCGGGUGUUUUUCGGUGUGUUUUGAGGCCUUAUCUGAGGGGUCCGCCCUCCGCUCGCGACAACAACAACAACAAGAGCCACCGAAACGGGCCUCGGCUGAGGAGAAAUGUCAGAAAUGCUUCACACGAGCGGUAAAAUACCACCGCGGUUUAGAGCCUGGUGCUAUUUAGAUGGUUUGGUAUAAGCUUGACCGAUGGUAGAGGAAGAAACGCGGCCUUGGUGCUCAGUUUUUGUCGGUUGCUUCGCUAGCUCUCCAGUCAGUCGGUGUUACAACCGCCGCGAAUCUGACUGACAGAUCGAGCCCUUUACAACAGUUUACUAUGGUAACCCGGUUUAACCCAUGUAAAGUAUUAUUCACCACGAUUGUUAUAAAUAAGAAAACGCUCACUAUUUGAAUGGAAACUAUGGGCGCCAUGGUAAAAGUAAUGCUUUACAAAAUCAUAAUGCACUAUUUUACAUUCAUUUUUAUGAUAGUGGUGUAUAAUAUCAAGAUAGGAGUACUUUUGAGACAAUAACCGCCAUGUUGCCAGCAUAAUAACGGUUCACACAGUGAUUGUUAAUACAGUUUGUGUUCUGGAAGCUUCUUGCACUUCUUGGAGGAGAUCCUGUAAUUAUUAUGACUUCACAGUUGGAACAAUAACUGUAAUAGCUAUUAUAAUUUGGUGGAGACUAUGACUAACAUUUCAUCAUGUGAGUGCUUCUGAAUGUUUAGCUGUAAUACAUUAAUAAUACUGAUUUGUGACCCUGGACCACAAAACCAGUCAUAAGGGUAAUUUUUUUUUAAAUUGAGAGUUAUAUAUCAUCUGAAAGCUGAAUAAAUAAGCUUUCCAUUGAUGUAUGGCUAGGACAAUAUUUGGCUGAGAUACAACUAUUUGAGAAUCUGAGGGUGCAAAAAAAUCAAAAUAUUGAGAAAAUCGUCUUUAAAGUUGUCCAAAUAUAGUUCUUAGCAAUGCAUGUUAUUAAUAAAAAAUUAAGGCCGCAGCCCUGCAGAGUUUAGUUCCAACCCUGCUCCAACUCACAUACCAUGUAGUUUUCAAAUAAGCCUUAAUGACUUGAUUGGCUGGAUCAGGUGUGUUUAAUUAGGGUUGCAUCUUAACUGUGCAGGGCUGUGGCCCUCCAGGAACUGAGUUUGGCACCCCUGCUUUAGAAUAUAUUUAAGACAGUUUUACUGUAGGAACAACAACUGCCACACCAACCACCAGAAUACCAUAGUCAUUACCAUGGUGACUGUUCCUAAAUUAUGGGAUCCUCUUUAAGCAUUGUAAAUUAAGAAGCUUUCAGAAUGAGUGCAACUUUCAGCGGCUUUGGUUCUGGUUUUCCCAUUAAUUUUUGCCAUUGGGAUUUUUAAGAGUUAUAAGCCAUGAGACAAACCAAUUAGCUACGAGGACAAGAUUACAAACUUUGAUUUGAAGCAAAAAAGUGUCUGGAAAUCUGAUAAAAAAGAUUUAAAGGGAUAGUUCACCCAAAAAUGAACAUUCUGUCAGUGGCUACCAUCGACUGUUUGGAUACCAUCAUUCUUCAAAAUAUCGAGUUCAACAGAAGAAAGAAACUCAACUUGAGGGUUUCAAUGACAUAACACUGAGUGACACCAGCAGUGCGGGAUCAUCCAAAACAAACCUCACCUCAUUGCUUUUAGGACUUUGACUGACGUCUGCAAGAGAGAGCGAACAAGUGGAAGAAGACACAACAGUGUUGCACCCGCACUCCUUCACCGGGGCUAUGGAGGAGGAGGGGCAGCAGAGUCUGGAGUGCAUCCAGGCCAUUCAGAUCUUCCCUCGCAAGCCCCCUGUCCUGGACGAUGACGAUCUUCAGGUGCCCUUCCCAGAGCUGCAUGGAGAGUGUACGAAGUUCGUGGGCAGGGCGGAGGAUGCCAUCAUUGCCAUGUCCAGCUACCGCCUGCACAUCAAGUUCAAGGAGUCGCUUGUUAAUAAUUGUUCGUGUGAGGUGUCAGUUCCCCUGCAGCUGAUAGAAAGUGUAGAAUGUCGGGACAUGUUCCAAAUGCACAUCACCUGCAAAGACUGCAAGGUCAUCAGGUGUCAGUUUUCCACAUUUGAGCAGUGUCAGGAGUGGCUGAAGAGGCUGAAUGCUGCAGUCCGUCCCCCAUCCCAGAUAGAGGAGCUCUUUUCCUUCGCCUUCCACGCGUGGUGCGUGGAGAAGGAGCAGCAUGGGGAUCUGUGUAGGCCAGGUGAUCACGUGAUGUCACGUUUCCAUAACGAGGUGGAGCGGAUGGGCUUCGACACUCAGAACGCCUGGAGAGUGUCUGAGAUCAACAACAAGUACAAGUUGUGCUCCAGCUACCCUCAGCUGCUGCUGGUGCCAGCCUGGAUUACUGAUAAGGAGCUGGAGAAUGUGGCGGCCUUCCGAUCCUGGAAGAGGAUUCCGGCUGUGGUUUACAGGCACCAGAGCACAGGGGCAGUGAUCGCUCGCUGUGGUCAACCUGAGGUCAGCUGGUGGGGCUGGAGGAACGCAGAUGAUGAGCACCUGGUGCAGUCCAUCGCCAGAGCCUGUGCCGUGGACAGCAGUUCCUGUAAAGGCGUCUCCAACGGCUCCUUCUCCCGCGAGUACACCAACGGAGGCGAUCUCUCAGAUGUGGACUUCGACUCGUCUAUGACUAACAGUGCAGAGGUAGAGACACUGGCCAUCCAACCGCGAAAGCUUCUGAUCCUGGACGCCAGGUCAUAUGCUGCUGCCGUAGCCAACAGAGCCAAAGGAGGAGGGUGUGAAUGCCCAGAGUACUACCCUAACUGUGAGGUGGUGUUUAUGGGUAUGGCCAACAUCCAUUCCAUCCGUAAGAGUUUCCAGUCUCUGCGCUUCCUCUGCACACAAAUGCCUGAUCCAGCCAACUGGCUGUCUGCUCUGGAGAGCACAAAGUGGCUGCAGCAUCUGUCCCUCCUGCUCAAGGCAUCUCUCCUCGUUGUGAACGCCGUGGACCGCGACCACAGGCCCGUGCUGGUGCACUGCUCAGACGGCUGGGAUCGCACCCCUCAGAUAGCGGCGCUGGCCAAACUCCUGCUGGACCCGUACUACCGCACCAUCGAGGGUUUUCAGGUGCUGGUUGAGACCGAGUGGUUGGACUUCGGUCAUAAGUUUGCAGACCGCUGUGGUCACGGAGAAAAUGCGGAGGACUUGAACGAGAGAUGUCCUGUCUUCCUGCAGUGGUUAGACUGUGUGCACCAGCUCCAGAGACAAUUCCCAUGUUCCUUUGAGUUCAACGAAGCCUUUCUGGUGAAACUAGUGCAGCACACAUACUCGUGUCUGUUCGGGACAUUCCUGUGUAACAGCGGGAAGGAGAGAGAGGACAGACACAUCCAGGAAAGAACCUGCUCCGUUUGGUCUCUCCUCAGAGCCGCCAACCGCUCCUUCAGAAAUAUGCUGUACUCCUCUCAUUCAGAGACCGUGCUUCAUCCUGUGUGUCACGUACGCAAUCUCCUGUUAUGGACAGCAGUUUACCUACCCAGCUCUUCACCCACAACCCCUUCAGAUGACUCCUGUGCCCCCUACCCUGCACCUGGUGCCAACCCUGAGGACCAGCCCCUCAGCAGGCGUCCUAAAACCCGCUCGUUCGAUAACCUGCCCAGCGCUUGUGAAGUCGGAAACCCACUGGCCUCCAAUCGACGUUCCAGCGACCCCAGUUUGAAUGAGAAAUGGCAGGACCAUCGCAGGUCUCUGGAGCUCAACAUCGGGACAGGAGCUGACGGUGCUGCAUCUCCAGACUCAGAUGAGAGGGUCAAUGGACAAACCGUGGUGGGGCUUAUGGGAACAUUGCCCAAUGGGGGCACAGAGAAUGGGGAGUGGCUCGGGGAUGUCAGGUUGCCAAUGAUGGAAGGCGUCGACGAGGCGGAGCUGACAGUUGGUGUGGCUGUGGGCCAAAUGGAGAACAUUCUCCAGGAAGCUACAAAAGACGAAUCGCCACCAGAUAGCCACAGAGACACAAAGACAGACCACACUAACAAAACCUCCGCUCUGAACGGACAGAGUGAUGAUGUUGAAAGUUCAGAAGAGGGUAGUGUUGAGGCACAGCUAACUGCUGAUGCUCAGGAGAGCAAAGCUAAAAGCCUUGGAGAUGCAAAUGUCAAUGGAGAUUUUUCAGAAGACGGUAGCUUUGAAGCAUCUUCUGCUCUCAGCCAGGGAAGCCAAGACUUAGAAGAAGUAGUCGAGAAAUGCACGAUACAAGAACACAAUCCUUCUCAUAACACAAAUAAUUUCCCUCCCAGUGGCCUCAGGACUGUGAGUAACGGCCAUGGGCUAGAAACCAUUGAGCAGGAGAAGCGUCUUUCUCUUUUGGAGAGCUCCACAGAGACGCUUACGGAGGACUUGGGCGUUCGGCCUGAGAGUCUGGGACCUUUAACUAUUCCACCACCUCUUAAAACCCUCGCCGAAUCAUCGUGCCUCAAACAGGGUCUCCGCGCCUCAACUGACCCCAGGACUUUAAACAACAUCCCCAAACGGCCGUCUCUCAGUGCCUUUCCUCCCUCCACUGACCUCCUCCACCCGGUGUGCAACGGAGACUCCCCAGACCCCGAGCCCUCCACGCCGCAAUGGGCGGCGCGCACAAACGGGGAACGGGCCACACUCAGCCGGCAGGUGUCGCUCGCCAGCUGCGGCUCGCUGACCCUCCACGCACGGGGCGCCUGCUCCCACCAUCGCUGCCUGCACUUGGGGUUUCUGGGCCGGCCGAGCUUCAGCCCCCCAGAACCCCCUUCGUCCCGGAGCCAUCUAGACGACGACGGGUUGACCCUGCACACGGACGCCGUGCAGCAGCGGCUGCGGCAGAUUGAGGCCGGUCACCAGCUGGAGGUGGAAGCUCUGAAGAGGCAGGUACAGGAGCUCUGGAGCCGUCUGGAGAGCCACCAGGCCGCCGGGAUGCUGCGACUCAAUGGAGACAUGGGUGAUGAAGUGACCUCAAUCACAGACUCCGACUUCAACCUGGAGCCCAACUGUCUGUCCCGCUGCAGCACUGAACUCUUCUCUGAGGCCAGCUGGGAGCAGGUGGACAAACAGGACACUGAGGUGACCCGGUGGUACCCGGAUCAUCUGGCCGCUCAGUGCUACGGCUGUGAGAGAGGAUUCUGGCUGGCCACUAGAAAACACCACUGCAGAGGCAAGGAGCGUAUGGAAGAGGUUUGGAAUUGUGGGAAUGUGUUCUGUGCCAGCUGUUGCGAUCAGAAGAUCCCGGUGCCAAGCCAGCAGUUGUUUGAGCCCAGUCGCGUGUGUAAGUCGUGUUUCAGCAGCCUGCAGACUCCCGCACCACCCCUGAACAUCGAGCUGGACAAACCCAUCACCGCCAGCUCCAACUGAUCCCAGACGCACCGCUGCUGAGGACACAGAGACGCUCCAGAGACUGUUGUGUGGGGCCGAAAACGCUUCUUUCCCACUCGAAAGGGAAUCAUGUGUAUAUAUGGAACGAUGAGGAGAGGAGGCUUAGCACUUUCAGAAGAGACAGAGUGCGAUUUGAGAGCUCGUCUUCAUUUGCGAUGAAACUUGUCCUGUACCUGCUGCAUAGAGGGAAGCUUUUCUCCAACGGACGGUGUGCAAAAGUAGGAUUUCUUCCCUCGUCAUCUCACUAAGAUAGAUUAUCAAUGGCGUUCCUGAGAAAGGUGCUGCUGGGACGAGACCGCAAGAUCCUAGUGUGUUUUUUUUUUUUUUUUUUUUUUUAAAGUUCUCAUCUCUUUGGCGGGCUUUAUUUUUAUUUUUUAUUUUUUCUUCUUUUUUUGAGGUGAUUCUGGACGCCACAGCGAACGCAUCCAAUUUCCCCCUUAAUUACAGACUCUUGUUAGAUUCUUUCUGAGAUUGAAAGCUCUCUCCCUCUGGCUAAUGUUGACUGUAUAGUGACGGGCCGCUAGAUGGCACUCUUGUUUUUCUGAUCUGCUGUGUUGGACGUUGGCCGACGUUCUCACUAGUGCAUUUUUUUGUAACAUAAAUGCGAGACAAAUGAGAUAAUAUAUUAGAAUGAUAUAAGAAUGAGACGUAUAGCAUUUAAGAUGAGAAAUUGUAUAGAAUUCUUAAAUAGUGGCUCACUAAAUUAGUCACCAAAUAUAAGUUGUGUUGUUUUUCCCCAGUUGUAGCCAUUUGGGGUUUUUCUUUUUAAUGUAUUUCUUAUGUUUCUCCCAGCGACGCUGAACAGACGAAUAGAGAUGUUGUAUGUGGAGAGAGAUAUUGUAUGAGAUAUGCUGCGGUAGGGCCCCUUUUUGUUUUGUUUUUUUCUUCCCAGCACUUAUUUAUUAUCAGGUUUAUUUCGUUUGAAUCGUAUGUUCAAUCCUGACAAUUGCUAGACCACAGGAUAAUCAGUGUUGAUGGGUUUGAGCUGCGUUUGCACUGAAGAUGAAGCCCCUUCCUCACACACAUGACGCACAAAUCACAAUCAAAGUCUCUUUUGUUUUGCUUCCCAUUUUAUUUGCUUUUUGGAGGUUCAUUCAGACAAUUCCCUCAAUCAGGAGUUCACUAUUUACUCACCCUUAUGUUGUCUUUUCCUCUCAAAAUUAGGAUUUUGGAGACACUUUAUGCAGCUCUUUUCCAUUUGAUGACAGCGACUGCAAGUGUUUCUUUUUUUGGAGCUUGAUGUCUAUGAAAAAGAGCGCCAUAAAUCUUUAAAACUCCUGUAAAUAGCAAGAGGAUGAGUAAAUAAUGACCAUUUAAAUUUUUUGCGGUGGCCUAUAACCUUGUCAUGGGUCUCGCCGGUGACGCGAGGGUUCAGAGCCGUGAUGAUGGGCGUUAAUUCUAAAGCUGAUGACAUCUGUGCCGCUCUGUAGAGUGUUUCGAGUGUCGGCGGUGGGACAGCUUUUGCAUUAACGCCAAUCCAUGAAUGUGAAUUUUUUUUUUGUUUGUUUUCCAGAAAGGGUAAAUUCCAUGGGUUUAUAUUUUGCACAUUGGUAAUCAUCAGAAAUACACUGUCGCAGAUUUCUGUAAGAAUAAAACAGUGGAAUUCCAAA